AUGGACGAGUUUUCGACGACCACUGAUCGCUUUCUAGCAUGGUUCAAAACUGUCGGAGGCGAAUUCCGCGACGAUUUGCUGGAGAUCAAAGACCUCCGACCAAAGGACGCGGGCCGAGGAAUUGGUCAGUGGGGGCGACUACAGCGUUUGGACGAAACAUCAGAGUUGGCCGAGAAGCUGCCUAAAGUAUUUGAAGUGCCCGAGGAUGACGAAGACGAGGAUUGGGAACCUCUGGACUCAUGGGGCUCUCUAAUACUUGUUAUUCUGUAUGAGUAUCUUCAGGGAGAAGCAUCACGAUGGAAGCCUUACUUCGAUGUGCUUCCACAAAGCUUUGACACGCCAAUCUUCUGGACUGAAGCUGAGCUCAAAGAGUUAGAAGGCACGUGUCUUACACCCGAGAAGAUCGGAAAGCAAGAGAGCGACGAAAUGCUGAGGAAUCGCAUACUACCAAUCGUCCUGCAAAACGCGUCCAUCUUUUAUCCUGACGGCACGACUCAAUUGAGCGAGGAUGAUUUGCUAUCUCUUGCGCAUCGCGUCGGAAGUACCAUUAUGUCUUACGCAUUUGACCUUGAUACCGGCGAUGAAGAUUCAGACGACGAAGAAAGAAUGAGCUGGGGCUGA
Molecule: messenger RNA, 621 nt
Organism: Parastagonospora nodorum SN15
Lineage: Eukaryota; Fungi; Ascomycota; Dothideomycetes; Pleosporales; Phaeosphaeriaceae
Exons: 2
Coding region: 1-621 (206 amino acids)
Biological process (GO): peptidyl-lysine monomethylation
Cellular component (GO): nucleus
Molecular function (GO): protein-lysine N-methyltransferase activity
Source: RefSeq, a predicted model, not a curated record